CCUUUUAGUCGGACAUAGCAGACUUCACAAAUAAGAAACCAAACGAAUAAAUAUAUAUAUUUUCGAAUUUUUCCAAUAAUCGCAAGUACCCAGAGAUGGCUGACAAUCCCACCGAGGAGGCACCACCUGCACCACAAGAAGCUCCUGCUGAGGAGGUAAUAGCUGUGGAGGAGGCUGUUGCAUUGGUGACUGCAACCGUUGAAGAGGAGGGAGCAGGAAUCCCUGGUGAUGGCGGCGAUCAGGCAGAUAGAACCGGUGAAGAAGUAACCGAUGGCGAAGGGCAGACGGAGGUGCCUAACGAGGAGGAUAAGAUCCCAAAGGAAGACCUGGGAUCUCAGGUGAAACCGAAGGGCCUCAUAACCGCCGAAGACCGAAAGCGCGAAAAGCUCUUGAAGGUAAAACAAAUGCUCGCCCAGCGAAAGGCUGAGGAGGCAGAGGCCUUGCAGGCUGCACCUGUUCCGAUACCAGAAAAACCUCAAAAGGUGCAGGAUCAAGAUAAGGACUUGGAUGACGUUGACGAUGACGAGGCCAAGGAGGAUUACCAAAGGGAAUCCGUUCAGACCUACCAGCAAUUGCACUCCGGUGACGAAGAGUCCGAUGAGGAACUCGCUGAUGACGAGGAUUUAAAGGCCAUUCUUAAUCAAAAGGUCGCAACUCCGGAGGAAAAAGAUAGCAUUAUUGAGGAUUACGAUCUGGAGUCGGUCGUCAGCGAGGACACGCCCCUGCCCAGAUUGGGAAAGUCUCUGAAGGGCGAGUUCAUCCGCGAGUUCGACAGCCUGCCCAGCAUCACGGACAUAUCGCUCACAUCGGAGGAAGAACCGGAACCCGAACCAGAAGUUACCGAGAAGAAGUCCUUAACCUUACCGGAAACUGGUCAUUUUGUGGAAGGAGGCACAGAGGGUUCGGGAGAGGGCGAGUCGGAAUCCAACUCCGAUCGGGAUGCCAGCACUGCGGCAAUAACAGUGGCUGAGGAAGAAGAUGAGGAGUCUGUCAUAAUGGACGAUCUGCCGGAGGAACAAGCGCCUGUGGAGAAGCAAGUGGGUUUCGGCGAGGAGGUGGACACCAUGGCCAUGUUUGCCGUGGCCGUGGAUGCGGAUAUCGGACCCACGCAGGAACUUUCAGUUCCGGUAGAGGAACCCUUCUGGUUUCGCCUCACAUUCGACUUUCUCAGCAAUCUGAUCAACACCGUGGUGGCUGCUGUGGAGAACGCCGACCGUAACAAGGAGCACUUGUUGGACAAGAGCAAGAUGAUGGUGCAACUGCAGGUCGAGGUGGACGAAUACAACCUGGAGAAGUACCAGAACUCUCUGCUGAACAACGUGGUCUGUGAUUACUUCAGGCGCAUUCAUAAAUUCAACAACUUUCAGGCACUCCCGGUGGAUGAUGUCCGUGGCGAGUUGAAUCGCUAUAUGAACGCCCUCAACGUCGUCGACAAUCUCAUGGAGCGGGUGAAAAUGAUUAAGAUAAAUUACGGACACACCACCUCGCGGGCCUUGAUGGAGCUCAGCUCGCUGUCCCUGCUCGCCUUCAACGAGGAGCAACGCCUUGGCGGCUUCAUGCACAAGACCCUCGUCCGCAAGGACAUGGACCGGUUGAAGCGCGCCCUGGACAACGAUCUUAGGCGCAUGCAGGACCUGCGCAACCAGAUCAGCGAGAAGCGCUACGAGCUCAAUCUGAACCUCCACAACCUGGCUUUUGUGGAUGAGAAAGUAAUGAAAUUUGAGAGGGUAACUGAGACUUUGACCAUUUCUCAAAUGAUGUGCGCCAACGAAUCCAUAAUACAGCUAAGCAAACAAUUAGAGGAAAAGUGCAAGGAUGUGGCGGUGAUGCAGAUGAACUACAAGAAGUCGAUGAUCGAGGAGACGUGCAUCCGGGAGAAGCGGGACAUGAUCGCCUAUAUGCUGUCGAAGGCCAAAAACGAGUAUGCCGAGCGUUUCGAGCGGCGAAACAAUCUGCGAAAGCAGCUGACCAGUCUCCAGUUGGAGCACGCCAAGCUGAAGGCCAAGCGGGCCAAGCUGGAGGCCAAGGGCGGACUCCUCUUCAAAUCGGGCCUGAUGUACGACUACGACAAGUGCAUGGUUGAUAUAGAGACUCGUCGCUCCAAUAUCCAGGCCAUGAAGAAGACAUGCUUCGAGCUAAGUAAACGCAUUUAUGCCGUGGAACAUGCCAAGCACGAGUCCAGUAUUUCGGUGCGCCAUCUUAAUUUAUAGCUUUGAAUUUGUAGUUUUUUAUUUUCACUAACAUCUCUAAUAAAUUUGAGUGCAUCUUAUAAA
Molecule: messenger RNA, 2273 nt
Organism: Drosophila suzukii
Lineage: Eukaryota; Metazoa; Arthropoda; Insecta; Diptera; Drosophilidae
Source: RefSeq, a predicted model, not a curated record